CCAACUUACAAACGAAAAACUGUAGUUUUGACAUAUCAAAACACGAUUUGUUUACAUUUGAACUGUCUCAAAUAUAAACAUAAACAAGAUUCGUAUAAAUCUUUGUAGAUAUACUUACCACAAGAAUCAUGGAUAAAAUAAUACCUGCGAUUCCAGAAGCGGUAAGAGAACAACCUCCUAUUUCAUCUGAAGAAUUACAAAAAAUGCUCCACGUUUGGUUUGAAAAUAAAGGACUUUUAACAGAUUUGCGGUGUCACUUGCGGUCGAAAAUGGUGGAAAUAUUGAAAGAUACUACCAUGGGCAAUACGGUACAAACGUCCAAACCGGCAAAUUUGACUGAGCAAGCUGUAAAUUUAAUCGUGGCCGAAUAUCUCGUCCGCAACAACUGUCACUAUUCCCUCUCAAUGUUCACGACUGAAGUGUCGCUAACAAAACAAUUUGACACUUCAACUAUGCAUCAAAAUUGGCAGUUCACAAAAGAAAAUUUACUCAGCAUCCUAGAAUUGAAUGGCAUUCCAAAAUACAGUGUCCAAUGUGAACAGAUUUUGCAACUUUAUUAUGGAUGCAAUGGAAACCUUUCACUUUUGACCACUCUAAUUAGAGUCUUAAGUGAAGUACUUAAGACACAACUUCAUAAAUUACCUGAAACUCCACCUGCACCUCCACUAAAUGGACAAGAUGCAACGUUUCUACAGUUAUUUAAGAAUAUGCUCAAUUCAAUAAAUCUACCCCCUUAUAUUACAACACAAAUAGUAAAGGUUGUACAUAAUCAUUUUGGUCAUGUGGUGAAACAAAAAGAUGAAGAGUUGAAAACUGCCAUGCAGAAUAUGACAGAGAAACUAAAUUUUAAAGAAAAUAAAUUACUUGAAAUGACUAAAAUCAAUGAGUGUAUACGAAGUAAAUUGGUGAAAAAAGUGCAGGAGAACAAAGAUUUGAAAAUCAAAAUUAAUAGUAUCAUAUCAAGAGAAAAAGAAAUAAGGAAAGAGUUGAAGAAAAGGACAAGAGAUAAAUAUGAUAGGUCAGUUCAAUGUUGUUUUUCAGAAGAGCCUUGUAGAUUAAGUCAUUGCGGCGACGGUUGUCUGAAUACGAUAGGCAUUGUUGAAGGUUUGAAGCAAGAAAACGAUCGACUAUUGAAAGAAACAUCCAAACAAAGGUAUAAGAUCCACGAUUUACAGCAGCGAUUCCAACAAUUAAUGCGGGAGUUUCAAAUGACGGGCAGUAAAAUGAAUUUGUUGUGCAAUAAAAUCGACGGAGAAGAGGCAAAUCAUAGUGGUGAAAGUUCCCCCUCAAGUAGCGAACCAAGGACCACGGAUUCGUUUAUGGAACCACUCAGAAAACGGGUGGAUUUAAUGUGCAGACAGGAUAGAGACGUUAAUACCAGUGUCGAGUCGAUAACCGACGAUGUCAUAUUGCAAGCCAAACUCAAACUGAAAGAGUUGGAAAAGGAGAGUGAGGAAAUGACUUCUAGGUUCAGCAAGUACAUCAACUUGGCUAAUUUAUGAUUGAUUCUAGGUUUCAUUAAUAAAUUUUUUACCACACACCA
Molecule: messenger RNA, 1543 nt
Organism: Aethina tumida (small hive beetle)
Lineage: Eukaryota; Metazoa; Arthropoda; Insecta; Coleoptera; Nitidulidae
Exons: 2
Coding region: 129-1502 (457 amino acids)
Biological process (GO): epithelial cilium movement involved in determination of left/right asymmetry
Cellular component (GO): ciliary basal body; centrosome
Molecular function (GO): protein binding
Source: RefSeq, a predicted model, not a curated record